Lepisosteus oculatus (spotted gar) is the source of this 5811-nucleotide messenger RNA. Lineage: Eukaryota; Metazoa; Chordata; Actinopteri; Semionotiformes; Lepisosteidae. The record is from RefSeq and is a predicted model, not a curated record.
GAAUCUUCUGGACAUUGACAUGGGUUCCCAAGGCGAAAAUAGGACAGGUGCAGUAGUCGUGUCCUCCUGUGUGUGAGAAGUUAAGUUUCUGUUUCUGGGAGGGUGGCAGUGCUAGGAGCAGGCCUGGCGGUGAAACGGUUAAAGAGGAUGUUUGCAGCAAGCCCUCUGGUAACCUAGGAGCGCCAGCCGAGCAGCACUGCGAAACAAACACGGAGAGCCAGCGGAGGGGCGUCCUGGGGUCCCGUCCGAGGGAGACGCGCUUUCACGGAACACACGCGGUGCGAUACAAACACCCGGCCACCGUGCUUGGCGUCCUUAAAGCCCGACGACUUUCGACGAAGGAAAGGGAAACGGUUUGGCUAAAUGCCCCAACGCGUUGCAAGUCAUCCCGCCGGACAGUGGUUUGGCUGCGAGCUGUAGCUCGGCGUUGAUCUUUUGAAGGGCUGUGUCACCCAACCCUACCACCAGGACGGGGCGCAAUGUGACUCCGCGACGCGGACACUUUCUCCCGUGGGUGCGCGCAGAGAAGUGCAAGUUUGCGUUUUUGUUUGUUUGUUUGUUUGUUUGUUUGUUUGUUUGUUUGUUUGUUCUGUCUUGUCGCGUUGUUCGCGUUGCCCCCUGAAAAAAAAAAAUCACAUCACUGGCCCACAGCAACAGGUGCCUCUGUUUUUUUUUUCUUUCUUUUCCGACGAAAUGCAAACGGAGUACGUGAGCGCACUGCUCCCAUCCCUCAGUCUGAGCUGGCGUCCGAGUAAAUAACCGCGCUGCUUGAAACGCCAGAGGAUGUCGGGGAUCCACACCGCCACCAACCGCAGCAUCAAGCCGUUCAAGUCCAGCGAGGAGUACCUGUACGCCAUGAAGGAGGACCUGGCGGAGUGGCUGACGGACUUGUACGGCAUCAGCAUCGCCGUGGACGGCUUCCUGGAGGUGCUGGAGACGGGCUCGCUGCUGUGCCAGCACGCCAACCAGGUGACCCGGGUGGCCGGGGAGUUUCUCCGCCAGUACGGCGCUGGGGCGCUGAAGAUGCGGCUGCCCACGUCCGGGGUGACUUUCGUCAGCUCCGCGCAGGCGGCGACCUUCCUGGCGAGGGAUAACGUGUCCAACUUUAUCAGCUGGUGUCGGAAGGAGAUGGACAUCAAAGGUAGGGAGGGCUUUGUGGGUCAGGGUGGAGCUGGAGUCUGUCCCGGCAAGCGUCAGGCACAAGGCAGGGUGCAGUACCUGGUGAGCCGCUGCACCUGUCCCUCACAGUUCUCCAUGCUGAAGGUCUCGGAGGGCAAGUACAAAGUGGGAGACUCAGGCACGCUCAUCUUUGUGCGGAUCCUGAGGAAUCAUGUGAUGGUGCGAGUGGGAGGGGGCUGGGACACUCUGGAGCACUACCUGGACAAACACGACCCCUGUCGCUGCACCUCUCUGACUCACAAGCAGGCAAGGUUGGUCAGUCCCCACAAGCCGGUCGCCCCCACCCACGAGAUCAGGGCACGCCCCAGCCCCCAGCAGGACGCCCAGGGCCAGCCUCAGGCCGCGCUGGUGGUGAGCCGGGCGCAGGCCCCGCUGGCCCCUGUGGAGUGGACCCCCUCUGCCCCAGCCAGAGGCCUGAGGCCAGGCCGCCCCCACAGCCCGUGGGCCCGCGCCGCUUCCUCUCCAGAACCCAGCGCCAGGACCGCGAGAGAGCUGCGGCCUCCCACCCCCAGCAGACUCAGGGGGAGAUCUGCUACCCCUACCCACAGACAGGCCUCUGGAGAAGAAAGGGAGAGCUCACCUCAGACAGCGUCCUCCAGGACAGGAAGAGAAGAGACACGGACAGUCCCCUCCCCUCGCCUCGCCAGCAGCCUCCCUCGUCCUGCCCAGCCGACGCCAGUCUUGACCCCAGACCUCCAGCGCCCAAAAACGCCACUGGUCUUCCAGAGGGCCCAGAGCCAGCUCACCUUGCAGCCACAGCAAACUGCAGACAUCAGACUGGCUCAGACCUGGUCCAGAUCAAGGCUGGUGUCUGCGCUGAAGACAAACGCUGCGUCUCCCUCCAGCAGCACAGAGACAGCAGCUGAACUCCAGAGCAGAGCCCCAGCCAUGGCUUGCUCCCAGAGGCAGGCUGGGAUGGUAACCGGCAGGCCAGCAACUUCAGUGAGAAGCACCCACCCUGGCCCUAAACCAGAACUUAAAACCACCCAGCAGCCUGAAGCUGAGGUCAGACCAUUCCAGAAGACUCCGACUGUUAGCAGAUCUAUCAGUCCCACCAAGCAGCUGAGCAGUAGAGCCUCAGCUUUGGCUGCCCAGGUCCACACCAGACCCAUGACUCCCAUUGGCAGCUUCCAGAGAGGAAGUCAAGUAGAUAGGACAGGCAGGAAAACCCCUAACCCGGACGCCAGCCUGAAUGGAGAGAGCAGGCGGGCCAGCAAGCUAGGCGUGAGUGUUCCCAGACAGAACGCAUUAAGGACAUCGCCAGUCCCUAGCAGCUCUCUCGACAGCAGCACGAUGCGCGUCAGGGUGACAGACGCUAGUGAUCUGGAAGAGGCUUUCCUGAACAACAAAAACAGAGAAAGGGAAUGCCUCUUCACCCCCCCACCGAUCAGCCCUGAGCAAGAGUCCAGACUGUACAAAAGCCUGGAGUAUGAGAUCUUGUCCAACCUGCGGCUCCUGGGGGUCGAGUCCGAUAACAACAGCGACGAGAAUGUGGAAAUGUCAUGUGGUCCGCAGAGCAAGCAGGACCUGCAGGAGACCUCUUCAAGACACUCCACUCCUUCCUUGGCCCGAAAGCCCCCUGCAGACGGAACAUCUCACCAAAAUGAGGUCAGCUUUGAUGUGGUCAUAGCGGAGCUUUCCAAGGGCCAAAGGACACUCAAUAAGUUGGACGUGGAGAACUGGGUGGCCAAAAUCCCCAACAAUACCCUAAGCAACACCGCCAGAGACCCACGCACCACGUUCAUAGAGAGGGCCAUGGAGAUGCAUGCAGGCCAUCUGAACAUGUCAAAAGCCAACAGGGCAAGCUCCUGGUCCUCUCUGGGGUCCAGCUUGGAGUGUAAAGAGCAGACAGAGGCUGAGAAGCAGCAGCUACAGGAUCCAGAACUGUUUUUGAAGGCCAGCCCUGCGUACUCCUUGGGUUCUGCAGAGAUCCCUGCAAAAUCCAGAACCCCGUCCUUCAAGCAGAAAAGGUCUCUCAAAAAGCCGGAGAGGGUGCCGUCAAUCUUCAAGCUGAAGCUGCGUCCUAAGGUACGCCCUCGAAGAGACAACAGACCAGAGAAGAGGCCCUCGAAGAUCCCGACCCCUGUCUCCCACAGACAGGGUCAGACCAGGCAGGUAAACCAGAAGCCCCACAAGUCUUCAGACAAAGUGCCAAGCAGGAACCAGCACAGCUCCCACUGCUCCAUGCCCAUGCUGUAUUCCACUGAAGAUAACCUGGGCUAUGAGGAGGACACCUGGCCUGCUCCUCCCAGCACCUUGCUUCCAGAGAGCAGCGAGCCUACUGCCGAGACGGCAAGGAACGGAGAAGAGGAGUCCUGGGUGUAACUGCAGCCGCAGGUCCCUCUCACUGCUGUUUGAAACAAUCGGCACAUUCUGUCCCCUUUCCUUCUGUCUGGGAAAGUUUAAAUCAAACCCGAGCUAGAAGAGGUUUAGUUCGCCAUUUGGUGCAGCUACAGGCAUGUGAAUCAUCGUAUGUUUUUGACAAUUUAGGCCAACCUGUUUGAAAAAUAUGGGCAUGGGGGGGGGGCAUGUCAAUCAUCUCUGUAUUGUUGACACAUUUAGAUGUGAGCACAUCUAUAAUAUAGUUAACUGGCUUCUAGAUUAAUCUAUUGGCCCAAGGGUGAGUGAGUACGUUUGUGUCUGUUUCUGCUCUGCGAAGGACUGGUAUCCCCACCCAUGGCUUGCUGGGAUAGGCUUUUCGCCCCCACAACCCUGAACUGGGAAAAGCAGUUAGAAAAUGGAUGGAUGUUUAAAAAGGGCCGAGAGCAAAGGCAGAAGCUAAUCCCAUCACAACCCGAUCACCUUCUUCUGAAUAGUGGGCUCUUAUUGCCUUCUCCGGAUGCAGGAUGCAGAUGCAGGCUGGAUGCAGAGGAGGGUCUCAUGUUUAUUUUAACCAAUUACUACAAGAUUGUGAUUACUGUAGUUUCUUUUAAUUGAUCGAUGCUAUUUAAAUUAACUUAAAGAGUGCAUUUGUACUUUUUCUGUUUUCAUAUAAGGAAGGCUUACUUCUUUUAACCAUUACAUAUACUAUAUACUGUUGUACAUUAUGCGAUGGUGUAGGGGAAGACGUGGUUAUAUGUGAAUGUGGCUAUUUGUGACAGCCCUCUGCACCAAACCUUCACAAAGAUCGAGAGACAACUGUAUUUAAAAAAAAACAUCUGGCAGCUUCUCUGUUUGUUUCUGGUCUGAUAAAAUUAACAAAAGUUCCCAUUCUGUCUUGUAACAGUGACACAGGAAAAGCAAUACUGAGGCCAUUAAAUGCUUGUCUGUAACUCAGUUAAACAUUGAUUCCGACAGCUCUCAGGCAGUGAUUGUCCAGUUUUUAAUGGGCAGAAGAUUAUUCUUCUGAUGAGAACAGAUUAGGACACUUGCUCUAGACAUCCUUAAAUUCAGUCCCAGCAGAAAAAAAACAGCCUGCAGUGUCUGAAAACAGUCCACACAGUCCUUCUUUUGAGGAAGUGAAGAUGACAGUGUGGCGAUACGCAUGCAUUAUGUGCCUAACGCACCAUGCUGUCCGUAGAAGGGGCUGUGACAUGUCUGGUUGUGUUUUGAGAUAUGCACAAUCCUUUAUUAUGUAGUUUCAAACAGAAGUCCUGGAGGAGGUAUGCCCUGACCUCGCCCACACGUAUCAUGCCCCUUCUCGACUCUUUUGCGUCCUUCAGUUUCUCCUCCUUUCCUCCACCCCUGAAAACCGAGAUAGCUGUGAAACAUUCAAACGAAUCCUUCCCAACACAAUUAAUUUAAAAAUAAACCAGCACAUGCGCAAGUAAAUUCAGGGCUGACUGCCUGAACAGGCUAAUCACUUAACCUUUGCUUACAAAUGAGCUGAUACUAGACCUUCAUUCACAGUGUGCAUUGUAACACCAGAUGCAGUCUGCCUGCUUAGAAACAUCUUGUGACAAAGGGCCAAGGCUCAUUCCUUUGGUCUAUUUAUAGCCCUAGUGAAGCUGCUGUCUAUUAAUACAUUAUGAGCGAAGUGUUUGUUCUGAUCCUGAUCGUGUCACGUUCUGUGCGCUUUGGUGAAAUUGCAAUAAGGAAGAAGUGUUUGAUGAUCUCUUUACAUUAAGCAUGCCAUAUGUCAGCAAUGAAGCAGCAGAAGAGCUUUGGUUUUAUGUCAUAUUAUUGAUUUUGAAAUAUUAUUUUAAAAUGUGAUCAUAUAUAUUUUUGUAAGCAAAUACCCUGUGAUUUUUUUUGAUACUAUAAAUUGACUUUUGUAUAUUUAGAUGAAAUGAAGAAAAACAUACUUUAUCCUAUUAUAUUCUUUAACUUUGUAUGAUACCUUGUGAUUUUUUUUCUAUUUGACGUUAUUGUUUUGUAUGAUAUUUAAAUAAAAUGAAUAUUAAUGAUACAAUUGCUCUUAGACUCUUUAAUCCUGUACAGAGUGUGACGCAGAUGACCGAUAGACAAACUGAGCGAUAUCUGUUGUUUUGGGGUGGGGGGGGAACAUGAUUAUUUUUUAAUACUGCACAGCUUUGCAGCUCAGCCAGGGAUCUAGAAAAUCCAGGGAUCCUGGCAAGGACAAAAAAGAUUCCAGGAACAGUUUUAGCUCAAUGGCAACAAAACAAAAUUGUAGCACAUUCUGACCGAGUGUCACAGGAGUAACAGCACGUCCAGGUUAAAUCGGCAGCGUAC